Ixodes scapularis (black-legged tick) is the source of this 606-nucleotide messenger RNA. RefSeq lists its product as uncharacterized. The transcript has 4 exons. Bases 1 to 606 code for a protein of 201 amino acids. The record is from RefSeq and is a predicted model, not a curated record. Lineage: Eukaryota; Metazoa; Arthropoda; Arachnida; Ixodida; Ixodidae.
AUGUUUUUGCUGUACAGGGUGCAACUGUCUUCUUUCAAUUUUGUCCCGAAGGGACUUUCCUCUGAUUCACCCACACUUUUCCCAGUUGUCCGAAUCCCAGAUUUCAAUUCUGUGGUUGCCAAAAACGCCUGCACGAACCGCGACCUCUACGCUAACUUCACGGAGGGAGCGAUUCAAGGUUUUGACACUGCAGCAACGCGAAUGGGAGACUGCCUAGCGCCGGCGUACAAGGACGUCGUCCCAACUGUCUCGUGCACCCUGGACCUCGAUGGCAUCAACGCCACGUUCCUCGCAUUCACAAGAGGAGAAGAUUUGUGGUCAUCUCUGAAUGAAAUCUGGGUCCACGUUGUCGUCGUUGAUUCCGUCACUCGGUUCGAGGCGACCGGCUUUGGCGAACGAGAGAGCCAGCUCCGGUCUUUGGAGCUGUUGCAGAUCCGCUUCAACACGACCUACAACAAGGGCCUCAGUCUGAACACCGAGCGGCAGAGGCAGUUUAAGAACCACAUCGAAGACAAGGUCAAGGAGAUACUUCAAGAAACGCUCUACGGCAAAUACAAAUCUCUACUGAGUAGAGCUAUCAGAGUUACCGCUUUCCUCGACGUAUAA